GUAACUUAAGAGGAGGAAACUUUGUUCAGUACGUCAGCGGUGCUGUGAUCGAGCUGUGUGCGCCUGUUUCUCAGAGUUAACGGGACUUUCAGCGGAGAGGAAGAUGCUGCUGUGGCUCGUACUGCAGGUCCUCGACAUACAUCAACGUUAUGAAACCACUUUGCCCAUUAUGAGAACCACUGGGAAAAUCCACCACAUACAGGUGAUUAGUGUUUUUUGUUGUGUGUGCUUGUGUCUCCUUCCAGUUUCCCAGCAUGCCCUGGCUGUGGUGGUGGAGGUGUAUGAGGGGGAAACAUCUGUCCUGUUGCCGUGCCAGGACACAGGUGUUACACUUAAGAACCGCACAGUGCUGUGGACUCGCAAUGAUCUCGACCCUAAAUCUGUCCACCUGAGACGAGAGGAAACCGAUGAUGUAACAGGACAAAACCAGCGUUACAGAGAGCGCACAUCAAUGAGGCCUGAUGCUCUGGACACUUUAGACUUCAGCCUCACUCUGAAAAACCCCCAACCAACAGACAGCGGCAUCUACACCUGCUCCAUCCUAAAUGAAAGGGAGGAACUAAAACUGACAGACAUACAGCUGCAUGUCAAAGAUCAGCAGGUGGAGGUGAAGGUGGAGGAAGGAUCAGACUCUGUCAUCCUGCUCUGCAAAACAAAACCUGACCUGCCUGAAAAGGCCACAGUGGAGUGGACUCGCCCCGACCGAGAACUCACUAUGGUCCAUUUGUAUGUAAACAGAAGUGACCGUCCUAAAAAUUUAGACAACCUUUACUGUGGUCGCGCAAAGAUGAACAAAGACCUGCUGAGAACUGGAGACCUCAGUCUGACCCUGGAAUACCCCACAGAGAGAGACAGUGGAGGAUACAUCUGCACCAUCUACAGGGACAAAGACAUCCUGAGACAGAAAGUAGUGCUGCAGGUCAAAGAACCGUUUCCAUCCUGGGCCACAGCUCUCCUGGUUUUCCUUGUUCUUCUUCUACUUGUUUCUGUCGGUCUUUUAUUUCAAUUCCGUCAUUAUUUGGUGUCAGUUAUUCCGGUGAAGGUGGAGGUGGAGGAGGGGGAAAAGUCUGUCCAGCUGCCCUUUAAAACCACGAAAUACCUGUCAGGGGAAAUUCAAGUGAUAUGGGAACGUUAUGAGCCGUUCCAGAAGGCUCACGUGUUUACAAACGGCCCAAACCAAUAUGAAGAACAGCACGAGGUUUACAAAGGCCGAACUGUGAUGAACAAAGACCUGCUGGAAACUGGAGACCUCAGUCUGACCCUGAAACAGCCCACAGAGAGAGACAGUGGAGAGUACAAGUGUUUGGUUUGGAGGAAGGGAAACUUCAUCAGAAAGAAAACUGUGCUGCUCAAAGUCAAAGGUCCAGGAUCAAACAGGGGACAUCAGGACCAGAAGCUGCUUCAGUGAUCUGACUCUGAGUUUUACCCUCAUCACUCUGCCUUUUUGUUCUUUUAGUGGUUUUAAUGUCACAGCGUGAUAAUACAAGAACACACGUUUCACUUUUAAGUCCAGUCAAAUCUUCAGUCUGUCUCUGCUGUGUGCACAGUCCUUCACUGUGUGUGAUCAGCUAUUGUUCGAUGUUCCAUGUUCCUCAUCUGUUUCUCACCAUCUUUACAGUCUGUGCUGUUUAACUUUUUAAACCAUCUUUGGGCUUUUCUGCACUUUAAUUAAACACUUUUAAA
Messenger RNA from Oreochromis aureus, 1683 nucleotides. RefSeq names its product butyrophilin-like protein 2. The record is from RefSeq and is a predicted model, not a curated record. Lineage: Eukaryota; Metazoa; Chordata; Actinopteri; Cichliformes; Cichlidae. The transcript has 6 exons. Bases 104 to 1408 code for a protein of 434 amino acids. Gene Ontology annotation, cellular component: external side of plasma membrane. Gene Ontology annotation, biological process: cellular response to lipopolysaccharide; positive regulation of T cell proliferation; cell surface receptor signaling pathway.